This is a messenger RNA of Cajanus cajan (pigeon pea), 981 nucleotides long. RefSeq lists its product as uncharacterized. NCBI's taxonomy places the organism in Eukaryota, Viridiplantae, Streptophyta, Magnoliopsida, Fabales, Fabaceae. The record is from RefSeq and is a predicted model, not a curated record. Gene Ontology annotation, biological process: regulation of root meristem growth; positive regulation of gene expression; positive regulation of cell population proliferation. Gene Ontology annotation, molecular function: growth factor activity.
GCUAAUUGCUUUUCCCAAGCAACCACUCUCUGAAAUUGCCUCCAUGGCUCCAUAUAUAAAAAUCAUUCUUUAAUUUGCUCAUAAAGCCCCAAGAGAGGUUUGCUAUGUCAUGGAAUUGGACCCUAUAAAGAAAGACCCACUUCUCUUCCGCAGGAUUCCUCUCCUCUUUUUGUUCAACGACAUACCCUUACCUUAUUCGAUUCGCAAUAAUGGUGUCGGCAAGGUCCACCACCUUUCUCCUACUUUUCAUUUUGCUCCCUCUAAGAUUCUCCACCGCACACCAAGGUAAGAAGAAACUGGUGGUUUCCAAGCAUGAAACGGCAAGAAGUCCAGUGAACGUAGAGCAGAUUUAUCAUGGUUUUGCUGAGACAGAUCAAAGAACGAAGUUUCUUCAUGGAAGGAAGAUGGUGUCUAGAGGAGUACUCUCGAGGUCGAAUGUGGUAAAGGCUGAGAAUGGAAUUAAUAUGGCAAAGGGUUUUACCACCAAAUGGAACCAUGAAGAAGGGAAAGGAAUUUUGAAUGUGAAACAUAAAGUUAGUAAAAAGAAUAGUGGCCAUUCUACGAAAGUCAAGAUGUCUGGUCUGGUGCCACUGAAUGCUGAUUAUUAUGUUCCAAGACCACACCCGCCCAAGAAUAACUGAUUCACUAAGUUUUAAGGACACAGAGUUUUGACAUAUAUAUAUAUGUAAUGGAAUGUAGUGUGUUUUAGCUUGGUUAGUUUUUACGUACUUCUAACCAUUUGUUUUUGCCUUUGUACUCAGUUUUGUAGUCCUCACUGUGUUUAGGAUAGUCACAAAUAAUUAUGAAUAGGUAAUUAAUUAUAUAUACUUGUAUGUAAACGUAUUGAGGCUUUCAUUGUGAACUCAGCCAUAGUUUUCCAAAAGAGAGUUUUUCUCCAAAUUAUAUUAAGAUUUCGUUUAAAUGUUAUUAAUAAGAUUAAAUGUUAUCUUUCAUUUUUUGUUUUGAUUAAAUCCUCCAUUU